Molecule: messenger RNA, 1461 nt
Organism: Chionomys nivalis (European snow vole)
Lineage: Eukaryota; Metazoa; Chordata; Mammalia; Rodentia; Cricetidae
Product: hyaluronidase-like
Exons: 3
Coding region: 1-1461 (486 amino acids)
Biological process (GO): hyaluronan catabolic process; carbohydrate metabolic process
Molecular function (GO): hyalurononglucosaminidase activity
Source: RefSeq, a predicted model, not a curated record
AUGUGUAGUCUGUGGGUGGCGCAGCUUGGCGAACUCAUGCUCUUCGUUCUGGUCACCCAGGCAGUUCUCAAACCAGCGAUGCCUCCGGUGAUCAAGCACCGGCCUUUCAACAUCUUCUGGGCUGCCCCUACUUUGUUUUGCAAGGAUCAUUUUGAUGUAAAUAUGAAUCUUCAAGAAUUUGACAUCAUUUCGAAUCCAUUAGAAACCCAGAGUGGAUCUACCAUUGCCAUAUUUUAUCCACAUGAACUCGGAUAUUACCCUUACUUCUCUGAAGACGGAAAAUCCUUCCAUGGUGGAAUACCUCAGAAUGUGAACCUCUCUGAGCACCUAAAGAAAAGCGCCAGUGACAUUGCAGACUCUGUCACUUGGUGGAGAUCAAAUGGACUUGCUGUGAUUGACUGGGAAGGCUGGAAACCCCAGUGGGAUCGGAACUGGGGCGGCAGGGUAAUAUACCAAAAGCACUCGUUAGCUUUCACCCGACACCACCAUCCUGCCUGGCCAGAAGCGAAAGUGAGAGCAGUUGCCACACAGGAGUUUGAAAAUGCUGGGAGGAGUCUUAUGAACAUUACUCUCACGCUGGCUUUAGAAAUGAGACCAAAGAGUUUAUGGGGCUUCUAUCUUUACCCAGAUUGCUACAAUUAUGAUUACCGGAUAAAUCCAGAAUUCUACACAGGUAAUUGCCCAGAUGAUGAAAUUUUCCGCAAUGACCAACUCUUGUGGUUGUGGGAGAGAAGCACAGCACUUUAUUCUUCGAUAUAUUUGAAUAAAGUAUUAAAAUCGAGUUUAAAUGCACUGAAAUUUGUUCAUUUCCGAGUGAGAGAAGCCCUGAGAGUUGCAGAAAUGUCUAGAAAGGACUACGCUUUGCCAGUUUUUAUUUUUUCCAGACCAUUUUAUUUGCAUAGUAUUGAAGCUCUGUCAGAGGAAGACCUAGUUCAUACAAUUGGUGAAAGUGCUGCUUUGGGGGCAGCAGGAAUAAUAUUGUGGGGAGGAUACGAAUAUUCUGAUUCCAAGGAGUCUUGUUUAUCUGUGCAGCAAACUAUCAAAGAGCUGCUGGGCCCCUAUGCGCUCAAUGUAACAUCCGCAGCCAAGCUGUGCAGUCACAGUCUGUGUAGCAGCCAUGGGCGAUGCGUUCGAAAGACAGCUAAGUCCUCCUCCUAUCUGCACAUGCCGGAGGACAGCCAGAAGGACUAUGGCACAGACCACGGUUUCAGAUUUGUCAUUUCUGCAAGGAGUAAGCUGAAGACAAUAACGACUAUGAAGAAUGGAUUUGUGUGCCACUGUUACCACGGUUGGCAUGGAGAGUCCUGCAGAUCUCGCGCUCCCAAUCUCUUGAGGCAGAAGAGCAAGGCUCCUGCAACUGCAUCGAAUCUAUUAGUUUUUCUUGGCAUGACGUUAGCUGUGAUUCUGCUGAAUUUUUUUCUUAUUCCCUACCACAAUGUCAAUUUUUUCUUAAAAUACUAA